Pseudophryne corroboree (corroboree frog) is the source of this 5340-nucleotide messenger RNA. It is a transcript of the gene EHBP1, whose product is annotated as EH domain binding protein 1. The record is from RefSeq and is a predicted model, not a curated record. Gene Ontology annotation, cellular component: microtubule organizing center; filamentous actin. NCBI's taxonomy places the organism in Eukaryota, Metazoa, Chordata, Amphibia, Anura, Myobatrachidae. Gene Ontology annotation, biological process: actin cytoskeleton organization. Gene Ontology annotation, molecular function: protein binding. The transcript is spliced from 25 exons. Bases 618 to 4295 code for a protein of 1225 amino acids.
GCGUUUUGGCGAAUGGGCUGAGUGACAGGAUAGCGGCCCAAUCGUCGCGCAGUAUCCGUGCGGCUGGGUGCCCAAUGUGGGAAACGGCAGUGGAGCGGGCUCUGGCUGGCUGCUGCCGCUGCUGCUGGGAGGGUUUGUUCACGGAGGCUGCCUGUGCUUGAGUCCAGGGCCGGGGAAAGGGGGGGCGGGAGCUGCACCUUUCUGUCUGCAUACUAAAUAUCCCUGGACUGGAGACGAGCUUGUAAGCAGGGACAUGCUAGCAUGGAUGAGCCACUCUGACGUCCAGGGCUGAGGGAUUAAAUGCCCUGGUGGACAGGAGCAGGAGUCUAGCUCUACAGAUUCCACGUCAUUUCGCCUGGGCGGAGGGUUGACUUUUCCAUGCACUGGGAACUUCCUUUCCCUCAGCCAUGCAGGAGUCUCCUAAGCUGGCUGGCUGCCUUCUAAAGUGGGAUCUGCUGCUGCUGCUGCUGUCUCGGCUGAGUACUGCUGGACUACAGCCUGUGUUUUGCAACCUCUGCCCCCCUAUGCCUACCACCUCGUAAGGCUGUUUGGAAUAAUACAGAGAAGACGCCUCUUUUUGCUUUGUAUCCUCAGCUGCUUUGGUCUGUUCCCUGAUCAUGGCUUCAGUGUGGAAGAGACUGCAGCGUGUGGGCAAGCAUGCAUCCAAGUUUCAGUUUGUGGCAUCCUAUCAGGAGCUGAUGGUGGAAUGCUCUAAGAAAUGGCAGCCCGACAAAUUGGUUGUAGUGUGGACUAGGAGGAGCCGUCGGAAAUCAUCCAAGGCACAUAGCUGGCAACCUGGGAUAAAAAACCCUUACCGCGGGGUGGUGGUGUGGCCUGUUCCCGAGAAUGUUGAAAUCACUGUGACCCUAUUCAAGGACCCUCAUGCAGAAGAGUUUGAAGACAAAGAAUGGACAUUUGUAAUAGAAAAUGAAUCUCCUUCUGGUCGUCGAAAAGCUCUUGCAACAAGCAACAUCAACAUGAAGCAAUACGCAAGCCCCAUGCCUACACAAACUGAUGUCAAGUUAAAGUUCAAACCCCUGUCAAAGAAAGUUGUGUUGGCCACUCUGCAGUUCUCCUUAUCUUGCAUAUUUCUCAGAGAGGGCAAAGCUACUGAUGAAGACAUGCAAAGCCUUGCCAGUUUGAUGAGUAUGAAGCAAGCCGACAUUGGAAAUCUGGACGACUUUGAAGAGGAUAACGAAGAUGAUGAAGAGAACAGAGUCAACCAAGAAGAAAAGACCGCUAAAAUCACAGAAAUUGUAAACCAAUUGAAUGCCUUGAGCAACUUACAUGAAGAUCAGGAUGACUCCCUAAAGCGAGCACACAUGCCUUCAGCUAAAUCUUCCAGUCCUAAUGAAGAACUCAUAAACAAGUUAAAUUUUCUCGAUGAAGAGGAUCAAGAUUUAAUGAACUCCAGGUCGCUUCCCUUCGAAACUACUGAUGCAACGGAGCUAAACCCGUUUGGAGAUCCAGAUGCCAAAGAAACCCCUGUAGAGAAAACCAAGGUUGAAGCAUUCUUUGAUGACUACAACCCAUUUAAGGACCCUGAGCCCUCAACCUAUUUAAACCCAUUUGAUGAGCCAGAUACAGGGCCUGAAGUGGUUAUUGAACUUCAUAAAGAAUCUCCACCACAGCCAGCAAAGAGGAAGAAUGCCAGACCUGUGGACAUGACCAAAUACCUCUACGCUAACAAAGCCAGACGGCAGGAAGAGGAUGAUCUUGAUGAAUCAAACCCAUUUUAUGAACCAAAAGAGAGUCCAGAAAUAAGCCGGAACAUGGCUAUAAAGGAGUCCGAACAGGAGAAGAGGAUGAAAAGGAAAGCACCAGCUCCUCCGGCAACCACACCAAAGAAGGAUGCUGCUGCAAGCUCCCCACUUUCUAUACUGCAAGCAAAGGACCUCGCCUCCUCUCCCAAGCCAAGCCCAUUACCGAGUCCGACUCUAGGGAGACAACCCAACGCUAGCCAGUCACUGCUCACAUGGUGCAAAGAAGUGACGAAAACAUACAGAGGAGUAAAAAUAACCAAUUUCACUACUUCAUGGAGGAACGGGUUGGCAUUUUGUGCAAUAUUAAACUACUUUAGACCUGACUUAAUUGACUACAAGUCCCUCAACCCCCAAGAUAUUAAAGAAAACAACAAAAAGGCUUAUGAUGGCUUUGCCAGUAUAGGAAUAUCUCGAUUGCUAGAGCCAUCAGACAUGGUUUUACUAGCAAUUCCGGACAAGCUGACCGUUAUGACCUACCUGUAUCAAAUCCGGGCACAUUUUAGUGGACAGGAACUAAAUGUGGUUCAGAUUGAGGAGAACAGUAGUAGAAGCACAUAUAAAGUGGGCAACUAUGAAACUGACACGAAUAGCUCCAUUGACCAGGAGAAGUUUUAUGCAGAACUUAGUGAUCUAAAUCAGGAAGCAGCACCUGAACAACUAGAGGCCGCAGCCACUGUGCCAGAUUGUCUAUCCCAAGAUAGCUCUGUGUUAGCUAGGGACAAUGGGAUAAGGGACCUUGAGGAUAAAUCCCAAGAUGUAACUGAGCAAUCUAAAACUGAAACGGACUUCCCUACGCCCAGGACUAGAAGUCACCUACAAUUACAAAGCUCCAGUAGGACUUUUGAACCUGAUGAACAGAGGAAAUGGGAUGGUACAUAUACAACUCGCCCGCAAGCACUGCCAGUAGCUGCUAAACGGAAGUUGCUAAAACCGGAUGUUGCGGAUCUCAGUGAUUUGUCUCGCAUCUCAGAACCUUGUAAGGAAGCUACACCUGGCGGAACUCUGUCUGGGGACUCUUAUAGGCAUGGUUUACCAGAGCAAGCAAAGCCCAGCCUAACCUCCCCAUUAGAAUGUAGAGGCUUGGACAAUGGUGCCCACGAAAAAACUACUGUUUUCCAUACCACAAAAUUUGGUGACUCUUAUGAAAAAGUUGGCGAUGUCUUUAAAAGCCCAUCUGUUCCACAGACUGGGAUCAGUGCCCUUCUGGAUGCUACAAAGUCUGUGUCUAACCAUACUGAUCAAACUGGAAAAACACCUGAGCAACGAAUGCUGUCCCGGCAGGAGGAGCUGAAGGAGCGGGCCCGAUUAUUGCUGGAGCAGGCCAGGAGAGACGCCGCUCUGAAAGCCGGAAACAAGCAGAGGAAUAACACCGUGGCGUCUACCCGUGCCAGGCAGCUAAGUGAUCAGCAAGAUGAAGAGCGGCGCCGGCAGCUGAGAGAGCGAGCGCGUCAACUCAUAGCAGAAGCUCGAUCUGGAGUGAAGAUGUCAGAACUUCCCAGCUACAGCGAGGUGUCUGCGGAAAAGUUGAAAGAAAGGGCAAAGACAUCUGUAGAUGCCGAUGAUUAUAACAAAGCACUUACUAACGAGGACAGUCCUGAUUGCUCCCUUGUAUGUGGUGGAGGUGGUGAGGCUACUAACCUAGACACUGAUUUUACUGCCGGACAAAACACUAACUCAGUGGACGUCAAGUUGAAGAGACUUCUGGAGUCUCAGCCACAGGUGGCAAACUCUCUGUCUAAUGCUGCUCAGAGGACAUCACCAGAAGCCUCCGACAGAGACUUCAAGAAUGGUACUGAAGAGCCUGCUGCAGACAGACAUCACAAACCUUUGGAUCGCUUCAAGAAUCCUGUUGUGAUCAACAAAGAUUUAACAGUCAGGAAAAUCGAAUUAGAGUCAUACAGUCAAUGGGUGGAAACCUGGCCAGACAUCAAAAGGCAGAGAUCAAUGCAAGAAGACACAAAAAGAGGGAAUGAAGGAGCUGUGAUAACCGAAACCCAGAAGAAACCAUCAGAAGAUGAAGUGCUAAAUAAAGGGUUCAAAGACACCAGUCAGUAUGUAGUAGGAGAAUUGGCAGCCCUAGAGAAUGAGCAGAAUCAAAUUGACACCCGUGCCGCGCUGGUGGAGAACCGCCUCCGCUAUCUCAUGGACACAGGCCUAUAUACAGAAGAAGAGGAAACAUUGAUGCAAGAGUGGUUCAUGCUUGUGAACAAGAAAAAUGCCCUCAUUCGGAGGAUGAACCAACUUUCUCUUCUGGAAAAAGAACAUGACCUAGAGAGGCGAUUUGAGCUACUGAACAGAGAGUUACGAGCAAUGCUUGCGAUAGAAGACUGGCAGAAAACCGAAGCGCAGAAGAGACGGGAGCAGCUUUUACUUGAUGAACUGGUUAUCCUGGUUAACAAGCGUGAUGCUUUGGUCAGAGACUUGGAUGCCCAAGAAAAGGAGGCUGAAGAAGAGGAGGAACAUUUGGAAAGGACUCUAGAGCAAAACAAAGGCAAGAUGAGCAAGAAAGAAGAAAAAUGUGUUAUCCAGUGAUCACCGCUGCCUGGGGAGGACUCUCGUAAAGACCUUAAUUCCAUAUGCACCUUGGUUUCAAUAUGUGACCGGAGGCCCUAUAGAGACUGUACUGAAAACAUAGAAGGAUCUCCUGAAUAAAUGUCAACAGUUUUGUUUUAUAGUAUUUUGUUUCAUGCUCUACAGUUUAUGAUUUUAACUCAAUUUUACUGUUGGCUAAGACAGCAGAAGCAUUUCCCUGUUUAAUCGUUGUGGCACUGACUGGGUGACAGAAAUGCUUUUAUCAGCCCUGUCCUGUGUCCCGGAAUCCGUUGUAGGCACUAAUACUGGGCACACAUAGAGACUGCGACCUGGCGCCCAUUGGUUACAGGGGAUUCGGACUGCCACUGUUGUAGACACUAAAGCUGGGUGCACGCAGAUAUUGCGGCCUGGCGGGCUACCUAUUACAUGGGCUAUGGACUGCUGCAUACAGAUUUUCUUCCAUUGCCGGCUGCGUAACAAGUUAUUAUAGUGGGAAGAGACAUAACUGCAGCUGAUUAUUGUUUUUAUUGAGCUAUACUGGAGAGAUACUGUGUGCAAUCUCCACCAAUGUUUCCAUCUACUCCUGCCAUUUUGUAAUUCUAUGUAAGCUACAUUUUAAUUUGAAUGGUUUACAUUCAAUGCUAUAUUUACAAGUGUUUAUUUUUGAGCAGCUAUUUUACAUCUUAUUCCCACAAAUGAUGAUAGAAAUAAAAUACUUUGUGUGCUCUGCCGGAGAACUGACACCUGUGUCAUGGCUGCCCCAGAGGCUGCAACACCAACACUGCAGUUUACAUUUCUCAGUCAGAGGCGUAACCGUUUGUAGGAGAAAUAUAUUUAUUUCAUGCUUUUAACUACAUCUGAACUUAUACAUUAGCUUAUGAUGCUAUUUAUUUCUGCAAAGAAAUGUCUGUCAUACUACAUUGUACCGGUAUGAUCUCUACUGUGUCCUGUCAGAGUAUACAUUCUGUCAUGUUGGUGCAACUGUUUAUUUAUUACAAUACUGUCUCAUACAAUUUUAAAUAAAAGCAAAAUAUUUCUUACCGUA